GGAAAUUUGCUUUCUACACCAAUGCAGCCACCUACUGAAGCAAUAAAAGUCACAGUCCAAACCAAAAUCAAUAACUGUUGCGUUUGAGUCGAAAGCUGGAAGUGAUUCUCAGUUAGGGUUCCAAGAAAUCAAGAAGAAGAAGAAGAAGAAGAUGUCGUAUCUGUUGCCUCACUUGCACUCCGGCUGGGCCGUCGAUCAAGCAAUCCUCGCCGAAGAAGAGCGUCUCGUCAUUAUCCGAUUUGGUCACGAUUGGGACGAAACCUGCAUGCAGAUGGACGAGGUGUUGGCCUCGGUGGCGGAGACGAUAAAGAACUUCGCGGUGAUAUACCUGGUGGACAUAACGGAGGUGCCGGAUUUCAACACCAUGUACGAGCUCUACGAUCCUUCGACGGUCAUGUUCUUCUUCAGGAACAAGCACAUCAUGAUCGAUCUCGGCACUGGAAACAACAACAAGAUCAAUUGGGCUCUCAAGGACAAGCAGGAGUUCAUUGACAUCGUCGAGACUGUUUACCGCGGCGCGAGGAAGGGUCGCGGUCUCGUCAUCGCUCCCAAAGAUUACUCCACCAAAUACCGCUACUGAUUCAUGCGGAUCUGUAAAGUACACGAGAAAGUAUGCAGAAAGCCUACAAUUAUAGCAACUAGAAGUCAAGUGGUAUUUGGUUCACAUCCCUGGAAUUUGAAAACCAAUUGAAACACAAUCCAAUUAUAAGCAAAAACUACAGGCUUGGUUCUGGAAAAUGGGGCACUACUUCAUGUUUAGCUUGCAAACUGGAACAAUAAACUUUCGAUCGAGUAAUUGACUUUUUCCUUCAAACACAAUCUACUUUUAUGUCACAGUAUUAAGGGUAGAUGACACCAGAAGUUGAUAAAUCUCUGCCCCCCUACUUGAAAAAUAGUGAAGGGCCUGAAAUGCAAUUCAUCUCCCAAUCACAUUUGUCAAUUUUGGGACCCUGUGAAUGCAAUUUAUAUAGCAGCUUUAUCUUAGUCUUGAAUGUCUGUGAAUUGUAUGCAACAGUACUUGCAGUUUUGUCUUAGUUUUCCACAAUAUCAAUUAUUUCUAUGGGCCUUGUCAAGAAUGAAAUCUUAGUAGAAUUAUCCUUCGGAAAUAACGAGGAUGAAUUGAGAUGGGAUUCCCAAUUCAUAUCAACUGAA
Messenger RNA from Vigna unguiculata (cowpea), 1152 nucleotides. RefSeq names its product thioredoxin-like protein YLS8. The record is from RefSeq and is a predicted model, not a curated record. NCBI's taxonomy places the organism in Eukaryota, Viridiplantae, Streptophyta, Magnoliopsida, Fabales, Fabaceae. Gene Ontology annotation, cellular component: U4/U6 x U5 tri-snRNP complex; U5 snRNP; spliceosomal complex. Gene Ontology annotation, biological process: mRNA splicing, via spliceosome.